Messenger RNA from Aspergillus affinis, 1821 nucleotides. RefSeq names its product glycosyltransferase domain-containing protein. The transcript is spliced from 2 exons. NCBI's taxonomy places the organism in Eukaryota, Fungi, Ascomycota, Eurotiomycetes, Eurotiales, Aspergillaceae. The coding region runs from base 1 to 1821 and encodes 606 amino acids. The record is from RefSeq and is a predicted model, not a curated record.
AUGGCCACGCUCGGCCGUCACAAUGGCCCUUGGGCUGAUCAUUAUCAUUCCAUACAGUCGUCCACGACGACGCUGUUCCAGCAGCUAUUCAGUCGCCGCGCCAUGAGAGCUCGUCCGACCCGGGCGCUCUUUCUCACCAUUGCCACAUUCUUCGUGCUGACGAUAUUCCUCCGAUCGCCUUCCCCACCACCUGUCAAUUACUGGCUGAAAUACCCAUCCUACCAUCCUUUCCCACACCACCCUGAGGAUGCGGCAAUAGUGCAAACCUCCCAGCCUACUCUGCAAAGAAAUGACACCCUCCCGUCGAGUCUCCAGAAAUCUAAUCCCGCAUUCCACCUCGUCAUCCCCGCCACGAAAAAAACCCCCGCCCUCUGUCGCAUGUUGACCUCCGCCAUGAUCCUCAAUUAUCCGCCCCCGACGUUGAUCGGCUACGGGAAGAACCUGCCUCAAGGGUCGCACGAUUACGAGGCCAUGGUGGAACGGAUUUCGGGCAUCUACAAGUUCCUGGCAUACACCCCGCACGUGCACGACAAUGACUUCGUCUUGAUCGUAGAUGGAAAUCAUGACUUCUUCUUCCAGUUGCCGCCAGAAGUCAUGAUACAUCGGUUCCAGGAGCUACUGCGAGAGAACAAUGCGAAGCUGCAGAAGAAAUACGGCCUGAUCAACGUGGAACGGCCAUCCCGGACGGGUAGUACAAGUGCGGCUGAAACGAUGCAGAAGUACUCGCAACGAGUCCUCUUCAGUGCCAGCAAGGAAUGUCUGGCCAGCCUGUCAGACGACGCGGGAUGCGUCUCCGUGCCGCAAUCUAGCCUGCCGCCGGACGUGUAUGGCUGGAAAACCGACGUCCACUCGCAAGGUCAUCUCAAUCGGCCGCGGUGGAUUAAACCCGGCGCUUCGAUCGGCCAGGUGGCGGACCUGAAGCUGAUUUACGCGGAGAUGAUGCGAUUCGUUGAACAGCACCGUAAUGUCAAAGGCGACUACGUGGCGCUGACCCAGAUGUUCGGGCGGCAGGAAUACGUGCGCGAGCUGGAACGACUCCGUACGUCAAGCGCUGUCAAAGAAUGGCUCUACCACAUGAUUGGCAUCUCGGAGGCCACCAAUAUCACCAAAGUGCGCCCUCGUCUGGAAUCCGGACAACGGUACGAGUACGGCAUCGGAGUCGACUAUGAAUCGCGGCUCUUUUUCAACGGCUUCAACUCGAAGAAGGACGUCGAAUUCCUCCAAUACUUCAAUAUCACCAAGACCUCCGCCGUGCAGAUGCAGCAUGGCGUUCCACGCGAGCACCGCCUCAUGAUCCCGUCCGACAUCUCCCCCGAGAAGCUCAGAAACCCCUUCAUCCAGCCCAAGUUCGCUAAGGACGAAUGGGUCAACCCGCCAUUGAACGGCACGCUCGACGCACUGCCCAAUCCGCGCAAUCACACCUGGCUCAACCUCACCCUGCUGACCAACGUGCACUCCGCCUCCGUCCCGGCGCUGUUGCACCUGGAUGGCGACCCGCUGUUGAAAGACCCCUGGUGGGCGAAGAUGUGGUUCCACAAGUGGGCACGCGCCCUCCUGCGCAAGUACAUGCGCGCGCCGACGGGAUUUGACGCCGCGCAGUCGGCCAUGCUGGGCGGGCAGGACUGGUGGGAUCUCCGUGGCGGCAAGGGCGGCAUUUGGACCGACAAGGGCGAGUGGAAGGACUAUGGCGAAGUGUGUACAGGCUACGAGAGAGAUGUCUUUGACGAUGAUCUGGGGAAAUGGGGUAAGGAGGGCAAAGACGACGAGGAGGAGCCUGUGUACAACCAAUUCGGCAAUCUGAUCAAGGGAAAGGAGAACUAG